Messenger RNA from Hydractinia symbiolongicarpus, 1899 nucleotides. RefSeq names its product matrix metalloproteinase-2-like. Gene Ontology annotation, molecular function: metalloendopeptidase activity; zinc ion binding. Gene Ontology annotation, cellular component: extracellular matrix. Gene Ontology annotation, biological process: extracellular matrix organization; collagen catabolic process; proteolysis. The transcript has 7 exons. The record is from RefSeq and is a predicted model, not a curated record. Bases 1 to 1488 code for a protein of 495 amino acids. NCBI's taxonomy places the organism in Eukaryota, Metazoa, Cnidaria, Hydrozoa, Anthoathecata, Hydractiniidae.
AUGACAACAAUAGCUACCAGUAACAUUAAAGUGACAAGUUCAUUAGUGUGGGCUAUGAAUUAUCUAGCCCGAAAUGGAUAUUAUCAAGUUCCGGACGGAUCAAUAGGAGCCUUGGACAGUGCAAAAAUAUUACAAAACUCCAUCAUAUCUCUACAAGACUUUGCUGGAAUACCAGUAACUGGAAAAUUUGAUGAAGAAACUAAAAAACUUGUUCAAACACCCCGCUGUGGAUUGCCAGAUAUUUCAAAAACGUUAAAAACGAAAAGAAAAAGAAGGUUCACAUUGCAAGGCUCCAGGUGGUCAAAGAAUGUAAGUAUAUUAUAUGUUAUUAAAUUAACUUGGACGUUAUCAAACGACAACAACGAUAGGCUUACACGAACACAAGUGGAAGCAACUUUACAUAAAGCCUUUGGAAAAUGGCAGGCUAUCACAAAUAUGGAAUUUACAAUGCUUCAUCAUCAGUCUACUGAAAUCCCAGACAUUGAAGUUAAAUUUGUGACAGGCAGCCAUAACGAUUCUUAUCCAUUUGAUGGACGAGGUGGCACACUUGCUCACGCCUUUUACCCUCACAACAAUAAGGAUUUAUCCGGUGAUGUUCAUUUUGAUGACGACGAGCAAUUCACCCUUGGGAAGAAUGGUCGUAAUCUCUUAUGGGUUGCUGUUCACGAAAUUGGACACAGCAUUGGUCUAGAACAUUCGUCUGUUAAGUCUGCCGUCAUGUACCCUUGGUAUAAAGACUUUGAUGGUGAUGAUUUUGACUUAGACCAUGAUGACAUUGCUGGAGCCCAGCAUUUAUACGGUAAAGCAAAAAAUAUACUUUUAACAUUUACGUCUCAUAGUCUCAUAAUGACACCAACUGAGCCAACUGUCACUACAAAAGAAAUACAGAAUGGUGGCUGCCCCGGUGUUUUUAAGGCCGUGUUUUUAGACAAAAAAAGUGGGAAAACAUACAUUGUCAAUAACGAUAAAGUCUUCAUUCUUAACAAGUCUUUGAAGUUAGAAAAAGGUCCAGUUCAUUUGAAUACACUAUUUCCUGGUUUGGACAGAAUUGAUGCUGUAUACCGAUUGAACGAAAAGCUGAUCUUCUUUAAAGACUCAAAAUACUACAUUUACGAAAAUGUCUCCAAUACAAGAAGAAUCGAAAGCGGUUCCAUCUAUGAUAAGUUUAGUGGCUUACCAAAAACUGUGAAGAGAAUUGAUGCAGCUUUCAUUUGGUCAGGCAAUGGGCGAACCUACUUUUUCUCUGGCAAAGAUUACUACCGUUUUAAUGAGAAAACUGGUAGAACGGAUUUGAACUACCCCAAAGCUAUUACAGGUUCAUGGAAGGAUGUCCCCUCACAUGUUGAUUCUGUGUUUGAAUGGAGUAAUGGUGUUACAUAUUUUUUCAAAGGUAAACUGUUUACAUACUGUAUCUUUAGAAAUAUCGUGAGAUCUUUAGCUCUGUUGAAUGCCUUUUAUCUUCUGAUGAACCUUAGUAAUUUUCUUUAACAAAUUAUUUCUGUUGUUUUCUUUUUAGGACCAGAUUAUUAUCGUUUGAAUAAUGAAGCUGUUAAAGUGGAAACCAAUUAUCCAAAAUCAAUCGCUGAAGUUUGGACUAAAUGUGGAACAAAGAGUGAUGAUUUCAAUCAUGGCAAUACGAUCUAGUCAAACAUUUCAUAUUAGUCCGUAGUUUAUUCGUUAAACGUGUUUAUCGGCAAUCGUAAAGUAAAAAACAUAACUUUUGGAAAGAACAUUUUGUCUUCUUGUCUCUUUAAUAAUAGCUGUAUUUUGUCUCUCUGUCCGCGAAAACCGCGUCCUGUUACAGAAACACGAAAUGCGAAAUAUAAAGGACGGGCGACCCCGUGGAUUUUUCCACGGGUUAACGGCUACUCUCUUUAAUAAUAAGUGUAUUUUGUCUGU